Molecule: messenger RNA, 2877 nt
Organism: Brienomyrus brachyistius
Lineage: Eukaryota; Metazoa; Chordata; Actinopteri; Osteoglossiformes; Mormyridae
Gene: gdpgp1
Product: GDP-D-glucose phosphorylase 1
Exons: 1
Coding region: 722-1855 (377 amino acids)
Biological process (GO): glucose metabolic process
Cellular component (GO): cytoplasm
Molecular function (GO): GDP-D-glucose phosphorylase activity
Source: RefSeq, a predicted model, not a curated record
ACUCAUGCACUGAAAUCUAUUUUUCUAACACAGAUUUGUAACUUAUUUAAAAGACACUUAUAGUCCAAUACUUUUUCUUCCUAGAUACACAAUAAAGCUCUGACUGCAGCGGUGCCACAAUGGAAAAGGAAUCUGCUUGAUCGUUCUUUUUUUAAUGAAUCCAUCCGAUCACUUUCGAGCCGCAUCGGCGUCCGCAACUUGUACAAUGAAGAAAGCGACACAGCCCUGCGUUCACGCCUUCUAGCUAAACGCCGCAUGUAGUUAAUAUGCGUAGAACUGGUCUUCGCCUUGAGUUAAUUGUGUGCAUUUACUGCUAGAAUAAUAGUUAUAACGUAUCACUUCCAGAUUUGAGUACCACACGACUGAUGCUGAGAUCUCCGUGCGUUUGUUCCUAUAGUAACGACAUAAUACUGUAUGCAAAUUUUAUGUGCAUAAGCAUACCGUACUCGAAGCAGGAUUAUUCUUAUUGUUAUUUUAUCAUCAUCAUUAUUAUCAUUAUUAUUUGCGGAGUUCAAGACAGGCAUGUGAUUAGUAACCUAAGGGGCCUUCCAUCUGGCAACGUCAUCAUAACAUAACAGCAUGUAGCCUGAUCGCGGAAGAGCUGCACCUCAUUCAUUCGGGUUUGUGAUGAUGCUGUCUGUUCUGUUAAUGGCAUGUAUUGCUCAGGCUAUUAGGAAAAUGUAAAACUUUCGCUCCCGAAACACCUAAUAUAUCUAGCUACAUGGCGACGUGCGUGACUCAGCACUUUGUAUACAGCGAUCAGGACUUUGUUCGUCAUGUCUGCUGGUCUGAACGAUGCGGUAGAUGCUCAAAACUGUCGAAGUUCGACAAUAUGCUGAGGUCCGGAUGGGCUGCGAAGAUGAGCCAAGGUAUGUUCCGCUAUCACCUUGGUGAUCUGCAAACUCGAAUUCUGCCUGGUGGAUCACAGUUCGUAAUUCAACUCAACAUCAAACGCGGACAGGAGAGACGGAAACCUCAGGAAAUUCUGAGUAUUCGACAAAGUUUCGAUCCAAACCAGUUCAAUUUCAAUAAAAUAAGUGCAAACGAAAUUAUUUUUGAGAUGAGCAAAGAGAAUACAAUUGAACCACAUUCUGGUCCUCAUCUGAAAGAUGGAAGAGGACAUUCCUGUCACGAUUCAUCUAAAAGUGGACUUGUCAGGAUGCUUGUUGUGAUUAAUGUAAGUCCUUUAGAGUUUGGUCACUGUCUGUUUAUUCCUAAUCCAACACAGUGCCUUCCUCAGAUUUUAAAUGCUACUACCAUCCGAACUGGAAUUGAAUCUGUGCUCUUGAGCUGUGUUCCGGGAUUUCGGGUGGGAUUCAAUAGCCUUGGGGGAUUUGCUUCGGUGAACCAUUUACACCUUCAUGGUUAUUACUUAGAUUAUGAGCUGCGGAUAGAAUCUGCUCCAUCUGAAUCCCUAAUUCCAGGAAAAGGAUUCUAUCGUCUAACUGAAUUCCCGUUUGGGUUUCUCUUUUAUACUGAAGGUCUGGACUUGUCAGCAGUAUCUGGUGAUAUUUGCCAACUGACUGACUAUUUAGUGAGGAAGAACAUUGCGCACAACCUCUUUUUUACCCGAGGCUGCUCACCAAGGAUUGGUUUUCAGCCAGAUAGCGAUCGAUCUGGAGUGCGCGUUGUUGUGUGGCCACGGACGGCUGUCUUUGGAGCCAAGGAAGAAUCAGCAUUCAACGUUGCCCUUUGUGAGCUUGCUGGACACCUGCCCUUUAAGAGCCAGGAGGAGUUUGACACUGCCACUGAAAACAAUGUAAAACACAUUAUUCAGAAAUAUCUUCUUCCUGAGGAGGAUUUUUUUCAGCUGCAACUGGAGCUCAUAGAACUAUUUACACAAUCCCUUAUUUGAGGUGAAAUCAUAUCAGGGUGAUGAUGCUCCUUCACUUUGUGGCUGUUACUGUACCUUUAUUUGUUUUUGGUAUUUUGUUUUUUCUUUUAUUGCAUCCAAAACCAAAGGGGCCCUCUGAAAGCUGCAGUGCUCAGCCCUGCGGUCUGCACAAAAAGGGGCCCUCCAAAAGCUGCAGUGCUCAGCCAAGCGGUCUGCACAAAAAGGGGCCCUCCAAAAGCUGCAGUGCUCAGCCCAGCGGUCUGCACAAAAAGGGGCUCUCCGAAAGCUGCAGUGUUCAGCCAGCGGUCUGCAUAAAAAUGGCCCUCCGAAAGCUGCAGUGCUCAGCCCAGCGGUCUGCAUAAAAAGGCCCUCUGAAAGCUGCAGUGCUCAGCCCAGCUGUCUGUAUAAAAGCAGCCCUCUGAAAGCUGCAGUGCUCAGCCAGCGGUCUGCUUAAAAACGGCCCUCCGAAAGCUGCAGUGCUCAGCCCAGCGGUCUGCAUAAAAACAGCCCUCUGAAAGCUGCAGUGCUCAGCCAGUGGUCUGCAUAAAAAUGGCCCUCCAAAAGCUGCAGUGCUCAGCCCAGCCGUCUGCAUAAAAACGGCCCUCCGAAAGCUGCAGUGCUCAGUCCAGCGGUCUGUAUAAAAAAAGCCCUCUGAAAGCUGCAGUGCUCAGCCAGCGGUCUGCAAGCUCGCUGUCAGUCACACGCUGAUGCAUUUAUCCACAUGAGAAAAGCCCGUCGUAUCCUGCCGCUGGAAAUGCUGCUGUUUUGCUCAUUGGCUUCCAGUUGUUUACCGUAUGUGUGAAUAUACACAAAGGUUUAGUCAGUGCAGAAAGUUAUGAAAUACUUGACUUUUAAGUGUUUUAGGAGACUUAAAUGCCAUUUUGUUUUUAAUUAUUUGAGAUAUGUAACACAAAACGUAAAAUAUGUGCAAAUGUAAUUUGUUGCUUUGAAUAUUUCUUAUAUGGCAAGAUUUGUGUUGGGUGUUUUGGGUUUGUUGGCUUCCACACCUGCUGUAUCUAUUAUUAUUAAAACGGAACUUUAAG